GACAAUCAUGAGGCCAUUGUUGGUGUUACUGAGUCUACUUGGCCUGAUGGUCCAUUGUCAAGGGGAGGUGUUUACAUCAUUGGUUGAUCUAGAACAUGUCAUCUACACAGAGAGCAAUAUGCUGGAUGCAUUGAGAGAAUAUGUCAACCAGGAAGAACUCAAAAUACAGAAAGUCAAGCAGUUGAUGGAUGGUUUACAGAGGGCCAGUACCGAGUCUGUGCAGGACCCAGAACUCUACCUGUCCCAUCCAGUCAACGCAUUGCUAUUGGUCAAGAGAUUUCUCUGGGAAUGGUCCGAUUUGGAAAACAUCAUCCGGUUGGAUGUGCCCAAAACAAAUUACCUUGUGAACAUUUCCCAAUAUCGUGACUACUUUCCUGCCAACGAAGACUUGAAGGGUGCAGGGGCAGCUUUACUACGCCUUCAGGACACUUAUAAACUGGACACUAAGGCUAUUGCUGAUGGAAAUAUAGAGGGAACUUGGAAGUCUCCUUCACUCACUGCACAUGAAUGUUUUGAGGUUGGCCGCAUUGCCUACAAUGCCAAUGAUUUCUACCACUCAAGACUAUGGAUGCUGGAGGCAUUGGAUAGAUUAGGAAGGAAGGACAGUCCAGACACAACCGUGGACAAGGCUGAUAUCUUAGAUUACCUCUCAUUCAUAUUUUACAUGAAUGGUGAUGUUGGCCAAGCUUUGGCAUACACAGACCAGUUGCUGGCUAUUGACCCAGAGCAUGAACGUGGAAACAGCAACAAACGCUACUUUGAGUACCACAUAUCCAAGAGAGAGCCCAGAGGUGAAUUUGAGGAGGACGAAGAUGACGAUGAAGGAUGGGUAGAAGUUGAUGAGACUGAGAAGAAACCGGAAGAUCUGGGUCCAAAUACAUCCCCAGAGAGACAAGCUUAUGAAGCCCUGUGCCGUGGAGAUCCAGGCUCAGUCAAGAUUCCUAAGAACCGACGUGUUCUGAAGUGUCGUUACCAGCACUACAACAACCCUCGCCUGUACCUACAACCAGCUAAGGAGGAAGUGGUCUUCGAUCAUCCCAGACUGAUCAUAUACCAUGACAUUUUGGAUGACAGGGAGAUUGCUAAGGUGAAAGAGCUAGCUGCUCCAAGGCUAAACCGAGCCACGAUUCAGAACCCUGUGACCGGCAAGUUGGAAUAUGCAGACUAUCGCAUCAGUAAAAGUGCUUGGUUGAGAGAAGAUCUGGACCCCAUGGUGACUUCCAUCAGACGCAGGGUAUCUGACUAUUCAGGAUUGGAGCUUGCAACAGCAGAAGAACUGCAGGUUGUAAAUUAUGGCAUUGGUGGGCAUUAUGAACCUCACUUUGAUUUUGCCAGGAGACCCAAUGCCUAUCAAGUUGGCAAUAGAAUAGCCACUAUGCUGUUCUAUAAAGAAGAAACCAAUGCAUUUAAAGACCUGGGUACUGGUAAUCGUAUUGCCACUAUGCUCUUCUAUAUGAGCGAUGUACCAGCAGGAGGUGCUACAGUGUUCCCCAUGGUGGGAGCUAGACUUCUUCCUAAAAAGGGCACAGGUGCCUUCUGGUACAAUCUCUUCCCAUCUGGUGAGGGUGAUUUUGACACAAGACAUGCAGCCUGUCCAGUCUUAGUGGGCUCCAAGUGGGUGUCCAACAUAUGGAUCCAUGAACAUGGACAAGAGUUUCGUCGCAAGUGUGGUAUAACACCAGAUGUCAAGUAUUAGGCUGUUGUUACCUGCAAAUUCAUUGUUUGGCUUUUUAGUUUUGCUUUGCAUCAUUAAUUAUACUUUAUUUGUAAUCUGAAACGGAAUUGUGUAACACAUAAUACUUGAUAAUUUUACAACUUUAGCCAAAAUCUGCCACCCAAAUCAUGCUGUGUUUGUUUGUUGUAAAUCAUUGAAUGUUUGACCAUUUGCUUCAGUUACAAAACUUCCAGCCCUAGUACAUUUACUUUCACAAGGUAUAAGUAGCAUGUUGUUUGUAUUGAGUUAGACAUUUUGGUAAUGUUUAUUUUCUGUGGAAUUACUUUGGGUAUUUAGGCACCUUGUCUUAAGCCAAACAUAUAUGGACUAAGAGCUGAUUUGACAAGAGAUAGCAAUAAUUUCAAAGGAUGAAGGUCUUGAAAUGUCACAUUUGGCCAAAUGUAGUGAUAGUUUUCUUAACUCUCCUUCCUGGUUUAUUUCAUAAGUUGAAAUUGCAGUAUUCGUGUUAUGUGAGUCAAGUCACAGGACUUGAUGUGAAUGUGGAGAUGUCUUUAGUAGCAAGUCCAGAAUGAACCAGAACCUACCCAAAUUCACCAAGAUUACGGGCAUGCAACUUCUUGGAUCAGUUGACAUGGCUGAAAACCUUUCACACUAAUACCACUGAAAAGCCUUGUACAUCGUACAAAGUCUUGUAGAGAUCGAAAUUUCCUCCUUUUUUUGGUUGAAGUCCAAGUUCCAAACCCACUCAUGUGGAUGCUACACCUGUUCACAGAAUGAUCCACUUUUACACUGAACGAUUCCAAUUACACAAAGGCAGUGUUAUAGUUACAUGUACAUACUUUUUGAGUACCUGUACCAAGGUCUCAUAUAACUAGAGAGGAGGGAACAAAACUGAAGUACAUGGGCAUUUGAUGGUACAUGCACAAAGAUAAGAUUUACGAAGUAACAUGACUUCAAAUUACCGCGGUAUCACUGUUUAAUAAAACUUUUGCUUUUAGGACAAAAGUACUUGGCCGAGUACUUUCCAGUCUUCUUAAAAAAUAUCCUCACCCUGCUAGAGUUUGGGAUAUCAAUGGGGUCAGGACAUGUAAAACUUGAACUGAGCAAGCUUUUUUUACGAUUCACGUUUCAAUGGUCACUGGUCUAUGUCAAGUCUUGUCCAUGGUUGAGUGUUUAUCUUGCUUUUGAAAUAGUUUUUGAAAAAUCCUGGUGCUGUAUACAUGUAGAUACCAUUUUGUGGUUGAUUGUAAAUAGAAUAUUUUCCUACCCCUUGUCUGCUUGAGAAUGUAAAUUUUAUCAGACAGUCUUCUCCAAAUUGUGCCUACAGAAACAUGCAUUUAUUAGCACUUGCCACAAGAGCAUGUUGACAGUUCUAAAUGUUGCAUAAUUGAACCCAAAUGCUGUACAUGUAGGUGGAUUUUAAUAAGGGAGUAAACAGGUGCUUGGCUGGUCUUAAACGUUAGUUUAGCCAAAGCUGUAAAACUCUAAAGCUGCAAAUGUGUCAAGAAAAGUCCCGUUGUGUACAUUCAUCCUAUUUCGCAUGUGCUGCAAGUUACAAGAUUCGUCUUCAAGCCAUGUUUGCUCAUAUACAGUAUCUUUGACCAGCUGUGUGAUCUAGUGGUUAGUUUUACAGCUCAUUAAUAUCCUUCCAAUUAUUUCAAUGGUAUACCGGUACAUUUUUCCCCAAACUCCAUUUGUGCAGGAUAUUAGACUAAGAGUGUUCAGCUAGCCAAGACUUGCUGAAAUGGCAAAAGAGCAGAGAUUCCCGGUUUGGUUUGAAAUCAACUAAUUUAUAGGGCAUUGCAAUGCAAUUACCAUCAAAUGAACCUCUAUUUUUGUUUACCUACAUGUACAUAUAGGGUAUAUUAAAUGGUAUUUUGCUGUCUUUUUGGUUGUUAUGCCAUCAUUUCAUAUUCAUGAGCCGAACUGUGAUGUCCUGGGAAGAAAACCUCAUUGUGCAUGAAAAACUGCUGGAUUUUCAAAAAGAAAUAUUGCUGGUGUGAAGUGCAUUUUCUUUGAUGAUUCAUCAUUGGAAAGGUACACAAUAAGCCAGUGAGCAAACAAUCUCAUAAAUGUUUGAGGAUUCACAGUUUGAAUAGAAAGCCCACGCAUUGAACAACGUGCAUGUUUUCCCUGAAUGACAUUGACAUGAUUGAAGCAACACUGCCCUCAGUUGGCCAGGAAAAUAUUUACAAGUUGAAUGUUUAAAAGUGUACUUUUCAAUACAUCUAACCUUAAAGCAAUGUUCAGAUAGUUACCAUACAUUGAAGUUUGUAUGUUAGUCAUAAGACCUAGACUGAAGGGUCACAAUUUCACACUAUGUUGGACUCAAAAGGUGAGCAUUAAAGUGUUCUGUUUGUCACAAGUUCUUGCCAUUUAUAGUUUUAUACCCAUUAAAUAAAGGAUGAUUAGACUUACUGUAUAAGCAAAAUUUUUUACAUUAAAGCUUGUAAAAUGUGGAAAUAAGCUGUUUGGAAAGGUCAGGAACUAGGUAAAUUUUGCAGACUAUUUUCUGCUGGAAAGUAUCAACUUUAUGCAGAUUCCUAGAAUUGGUGCUGUUACACAUGUAGACUUAGAUUAAAAUACCAAAAGCUUUGUCUGUGUGUCAAUGUAUGAAUUUUCUUGUUUGGAUUUCAGUCAGGUUUAUGUUUAACAUCUGUAUGUUUAAAAUAAUGGUUGAGAAUUAAAAAUGCAUUUAUACGAAGGAGAACUGUAGUCAUUUUUGUAACAUCUGUGGCUGCAGUCAGUAGAGAACAGUGUUGUAGAUCUCGAGACCCGUCUAGAGACCGUUUUUGGCGGUCACGAUCUCAAUAUUCAGUGGUCUCAGUCUUGAUCUCGGUCUCGGAUAUUGGAGGUCUCGAUAUUUUCCCUGGUGGCAAGUCAAGAUUACUCAAAGAGAUUGACACCACAUUAUGCACGACCUAAUUCACAGAUUUGUAUGUACAUGUACUUCAUGUUUUCAACCUCGCACCUGUGCAUCAUGACUAUUAUCAUUGUAAUAAGCACUGGGGGCGAGUGUGAAUAUUGUGGCACAUACUACCUGAUGCAUAGUACAUGUCAACUGAUGCAUGCACGUGGUGUGUGCUGGGGCUGGCUUCGCACGUGACUAACAGUUUUUCAACUCCAUGUGCAUUGUGAAUUGGAAGGUUGAACUUUGCACUAACCUAGCACUCUGCACUCUUUCAAGAUGUCAAGCAAUUCAGCUGUGAUCAACUUCGGUUUCAGAAACCAUGAAGAGUACAGGUAUCUCGAUGCGAAAGUGGUGUAAGCAGUCAGUUUCCACUGAAUGGCUAUAUUUAACAACUUUGUUUUGUUUUCGGAUGAUCUAGGGAAGGCGUUGAAGCCUGCUAGAAUUAAAUCAUUUGUGCUAAUAACACUGUUAUCCAGGAGCUCGCAAAGUGCAUGUACGCCUUAA
Molecule: messenger RNA, 5090 nt
Organism: Acanthaster planci (crown-of-thorns starfish)
Lineage: Eukaryota; Metazoa; Echinodermata; Asteroidea; Valvatida; Acanthasteridae
Product: prolyl 4-hydroxylase subunit alpha-1-like
Biological process (GO): peptidyl-proline hydroxylation to 4-hydroxy-L-proline
Cellular component (GO): endoplasmic reticulum
Molecular function (GO): procollagen-proline 4-dioxygenase activity; iron ion binding; protein binding
Source: RefSeq, a predicted model, not a curated record